This is a messenger RNA of Phalaenopsis equestris, 3797 nucleotides long. Its product is annotated as type II inositol polyphosphate 5-phosphatase 15-like. Gene Ontology annotation, molecular function: phosphatase activity; protein binding. Gene Ontology annotation, biological process: phosphatidylinositol dephosphorylation. NCBI's taxonomy places the organism in Eukaryota, Viridiplantae, Streptophyta, Magnoliopsida, Asparagales, Orchidaceae. The transcript is spliced from 11 exons. Bases 113 to 3724 code for a protein of 1203 amino acids. The record is from RefSeq and is a predicted model, not a curated record.
UCUCUUCCCGAUAAUUACGAAGGGGCCCUACGCCAGACCCCGAUUGCAAUUAAAAGGUUGCAGAAAUAUUCUUUGUUGGAAUCAGACGAGGGAGGACAGGAAGAGCUCCGCGAUGGAGGAAUGGAAGGAAGAAGACGGCGGCGACGAUACAUUCGCCGCAGCGAGAUCCGGCAAUCAUAACCUCCCACGAAAAGUGCAGUCCUACAGCCAGCCACUGGGCCGAGAUGCGACACCCGCAGGCUCCGUUUCCAAGUUUAACGUAAACCGUAAGCACAGUCUCGAUGAAUUAAUUAAUCCCUUCUACGUGAAUCCGUUCGCCGGCAAUCGUGUAGCCGAUGCCUCAUUGGACGGUACCAACGCGGGCCGAUCCCUCUCGUACCCUCACCACUUGGUCUCCCCUUCGUCUUCCGGCCAGCACAAGCAGUCCAAUUCCGUGGAGGACAUUCGCUUACAACAUCCUCACCUUCCCCCGCCUCUUCCUCCUAUUUAUCAUCCCAUCGGCGGCUCUCUCGGCAGCUCCGUCCCCUUCGCGCUCGACCUUCGGUGCGGGAGCUAUGGGAGCUCCCUUUCUGAAAGCGACGAAACCCUCACACUUGAGCGCGCCAUGUCGGAGUUCGGUGGCGCACCUGGGACGCUACCAGAGUUCAUGGGCAAAGGCGGAGGUACCGGGAUUUUCCGCUUGCCGUUCCGCGCAGCGGUGCACCCCAGUCGGCCUCCGGUGCUUGAGCUCCGUCCGCAUCCACUCCGGGAGACGCAGGUGGGCUCUUUUCUCCGAACAAUGGUUUGCACCGGCACGCAGCUUUGGGCGGGCCAGGAAACUGGAUUGCGUUUCUGGAACCUCUCCGAGGUAUACGAAGCUUGGAAUGGUCGGCCAGCGAAGAAGGGGGACGAGGCGAGCGCCCCAUUUUACGAAUCCGGCCGUACUUCGCCUGUGGUUUGUUUGGUGGCUGAUGCGGCGAGUGGGUUUGUGUGGAGUGGACACAAGGAUGGAAGGAUUAGAUCAUGGAUAAUUCCAAAGUCGGGAUUGGAGAGUUUUUCAGGGGAAGGUGCUGAGUAUGAGGAUAAAAGAUUUCCGGAGAACAGCAUUGCUGCAGGAUCUGGUGAUCCUGAAUCGCUUUUUAGAGAAGGUCUCUCAUGGCAGGCGCAUCGCACCCCUGUGCUCUCUAUGAUUAUCACUUCGUAUGGUGAUAUUUGGACUGGUUCUGAAGGUGGGGUGUUAAAAGCCUGGCCUUGGGAAUCUAUUGAAAAGUCCCUUAGUCUAACAAUUGAAGAAAGACAUAUGGCUGCUUUGCUGGUUGAGAGGUCAUAUGUUGACCUUAGGAGUCAGGUCACGGUGAAUGGUGUUUGCUCCCUUCCUGCAGUUGAUAUCAAGUAUCUAUUAUCUGAUAAUUCUAGGUCUAAAGUGUGGAGUGCAGGCAGUCUAAUUUUUGCAUUAUGGGAUUCUCGGAAAAGGGAACUUUUAAAAAUAUUUAAUAUUGAUGGUCAGAUGGAGAAUCGGGUUGAUUUAGCACAAUCACAGGAGAACCAUGUGGAAGAUGAGAUGAAGAUGAAGUUUACAAAGAAGGAAAAAUCUGGUUCUUUGAGUUUUUUCCAACGAUCACGAAAUGCUCUGAUAGGAGCUGCUGACGCAGUUCGGAGAGUUGCACAAAAAGGAACGUUUGGCGAAGAUCGAAAGACAGAAGCAAUAGUUUUAGCAAUGGAUGGUAUAAUUUGGACUGGAUGUACAAAUGGCUCACUUUUGCAGUGGGAUGGAAAUGGAAAUAGAGUACAGGAAGUGCAACAUCAUUCUUCCGCUGUGAAGGCUUUGUGUGCUUUUGGCACCCGUUUAUGGGUGGGCUACGUGAGUGGUACUGUUCAAAUAAUGGACCUUGAAGGAAAUUUACUUGGUGGAUGGCUUGCUCACAGCGCUCCAGUUAUAAAGAUGGUUGUUGGAGCAUCAUAUAUUUUUACAUUAGCUAGCCAUGGAGGAGUUCGUGGAUGGAGUCUUACAUCACCUGGGCCCAUUGAUGAUAUACUGCGGACGGAACUGUCAAGUAAAGAACUUGUUUACACAAAAGUGGAAAAAAUUAAAAUUUUGGCAGGCACUUGGAAUGUUGGACAAGAAAGAGCUUCUCAUGAUUCUCUUAUUUCAUGGCUUGCUAGUGCAGCAACAGAAGUUGGAUUAGUUGUUGUUGGCCUUCAAGAAGUGGAGAUGGGUGCUGGUUUUCUUGCAAUGGCAGCGGCAAAAGAGACUGUGGGACUUGAAGGCAGCGCCAAUGGGCAAUGGUGGCUGGAUACUAUUGGUAGAACCUUAGAUGAGGGAACAUCUUUUGAACGUGUUGGCUCCAGGCAGCUAGCAGGGUUGCUUAUUGGUGCAUGGGCCAGAAAGAAUCUUCGGUCAAAUGUUGGUGAUGUUGACGCUGCAGCUGUAGCAUGUGGAUUUGGAAGAGCAAUUGGCAACAAGGGAGCUGUUGGGUUGAGAAUGAGGGUCUUUGAUCGAGUUUUUUGCUUUGUGAAUUGUCAUUUUGCUGCUCACUUGGAAGCUGUCAGUAAGAGGAAUGCAGAUUUUGAUCAUGUUUAUAGAACUUUAUCCUUCACCCGGCCUUUUGUCGGACCAAACCCAGGCUCAGCUGGUGCUACAUCUGUUCAAGUGCAUCGGGGUGGAUAUUCAACUGCUUCUCAAUCAGAUGAAAAACCUGAGUUGUCCGAUGCAGAUAUGGUUGUAUUUAUGGGUGAUUUCAAUUAUCGUCUAUUCGGCCUCUCUUAUGACGAGGCAAGAGAUAUGGUCUCUCAAAGAUGUUUUGACUGGCUUAGAGAUAAGGAUCAGCUUCGCGCAGAAAUGAAGGCGGGCAAGGUUUUUCAAGGAAUGCGGGAGGGUCAGAUAAAAUUUCCGCCCACCUACAAGUUUGAAAAGCACCAGCCUGGUCUAUCAGCAUAUGAUUCUAGUGAGAAAAAGCGUAUUCCUGCAUGGUGUGAUAGAAUACUAUAUCGCGACAAUCGUUCCAUUUCAGUAGCUGAAUGCUCAUUGGAAUGCCCUGUUGUUUCAUCAAUUGCACUUUAUGAUGGUUGUAUGGAUGUGACGGACAGCGAUCACAAACCUGUUAGAUGUAUUUUCAGUAUUGAAAUUGCACGUGUUGACAGAAGAGUAAAAAGGCAAGAGUUUGGAGAAAUACUUCAAUCACAUCAGAAAAUUAGUUUUUUGUUGAAGGAAUGUAGCAUUAUUCCAGAAACAGUUGUAAGCACAAACAACAUCAUCUUGCAAAACCAGGAUACUUCCAUUCUCCGUAUUACUAAUAAAUGUACCAAGCGCAAGGCUAGUUUUGAAAUCAUCUGCAGAGGCCAGUCUACGAUGAGUGAUGAUGGAAGUCCAUAUAAACUUUGUACAAAGGGCUCUUUUGGCUUUCCUAACUGGUUACAGGUCCAACCUGCUGCUGGAAUAAUCAACGCCGGCCAAACCAUGGAAGUGACGGUCAACUACGAGGACUUCUGCACGCAAGAAGAAUUUGUUGAUGGAAUCCCCCAGAAUUGGUGGUGCGAGGACACAAGAGACAAGGAGGUAUUGCUGGCAGUGAAAGUGAGAGGCAGCUAUUCAACAGAGACAACAUUCCACUGUGUCCAUGUUCGCCAUUGUAAUCAAAGCAAGACAUCAUGUACUGAUACGACAGUGAGUUCCAGAAGAUUUCAGGCAAACCCCCAACAGAACUACACCAAUUCUUCUAAUAUUUGCCAUAUGCGUUACUCGUGAAGGAUAAAAAAGAGGUCUCUGCCUCUGCGUUUUGGAACCCUGUCCAGAAACUCUCAAGACUUGGAGGUAUUCU